CAAUGAAUAAUACACAAACCCUCGGGAAAAGGCGGUACAUUUUGCCACCCUCAGGUGCUGCACAGAGCUUUGUGGCCUCGAGCCAGCAGCAAUGCGUGCGGUAAAGCUGUGGGUGGACAACGUGAGAGAUAAAGACCAGAACCCUCAGUGCAUCUACGACCUUGCUUUCCACCCGGAGGGAAAGUUACUGAUAGUCACUGCAGGAUCGCGAGUCCUGGUGUAUGACAGCAGCGAUGGGAGAGUGCAGCAGACUCUGAAAGGCCACAGAGAUCUUGUCUACUGCCUCUCCUACACCAGAGAUGGGAGCAGGUUUGCGUCAGGGGGAGCAGACAAGACAGUCAUCAUAUGGGAUGCAGAGUCAGGGGAGGGUGUUCUCAAAUACACUCACAACGACUCCAUCCAGUGUCUGGCCUACAGUCCAGUCUCCCAACUCCUACUCAGCUGUACCUCUUCCGACAUAGGUUAG
Molecule: messenger RNA, 466 nt
Organism: Geodia barretti
Lineage: Eukaryota; Metazoa; Porifera; Demospongiae; Tetractinellida; Geodiidae
Source: the annotation of a GenBank genome assembly